Nerophis lumbriciformis (worm pipefish) is the source of this 561-nucleotide messenger RNA. NCBI's taxonomy places the organism in Eukaryota, Metazoa, Chordata, Actinopteri, Syngnathiformes, Syngnathidae. The record is from RefSeq and is a predicted model, not a curated record.
AUGGCGGCGAAUGAGGAUCAAGAGAUGGAGUUGGAGGCACUUCGCUCCAUUUACGAGGGUGACGAGUGUUUUAAAGAGCUCAGUCCGGCUUCGUUUCAGUUGCGGAUAGGAGACUUGGAAGAUUCCAAAGCAUUCAUCUUGGACAUCUCGUGGCCAGAGACGUACCCCGUGACCGGCCCCCGAAUCUCCCUGGGUGGCUUUUUUAACAACCGAAUCGCUCCGGAAACCAAGCGACUCAUUCUGUCCAAGCUGGAGGAACAAGUGGAGGCCAACCUGGGCGACGCCAUGACGUACACCUUGUUCGAGUGGGCCAAGGAGAACCGAGAAGCGCUGAUGGAGAACCACAGAGCCGCGGUCCCCGCCGUGACGUUAACAUCCGGAGGCGAUUCCACGCCCAACGCGGCGGCCGCCGCCAAGAAGAACAAGAAAGAGCAGCUCACCAAAGCGCAGAAGAGGAGGAUCGUCAAUCGGACAGACAACAAAGGGGAACUGCCGAGAGGUUGGAACUGGAUCGACGUCAUCAAACACUUGAGUAAAACGGGAGGCAAAGAUGACGAUUAG